Castor canadensis (American beaver) is the source of this 1143-nucleotide messenger RNA. RefSeq names its product zinc finger protein 511 (gene Znf511). The record is from RefSeq and is a predicted model, not a curated record. NCBI's taxonomy places the organism in Eukaryota, Metazoa, Chordata, Mammalia, Rodentia, Castoridae.
CGGCCCAGCCGGGACUUACCGCCGCCCGGCCCAACACAGGAAGUGCGUCUACGUCACGUCCGGCCCCGCCCCGCGGACGGUGGCCGACUGGCUGCCGCGCCCAGCGUGAUGCUGCUGCCACCAGCGGUGAGCGCCCGCUUGGCCGGAGCUCCUGGGACGGCCGAGCCGCUGCCGGUGGAGCGGGACCCCGCGGCCGGGGCGCCUCCCUUCCGCUUCGCGGCGCGCCCAGUACGCUUUCCUCGGGACCACGAGUUCUUCGAGGACGGGGAUGUGCAGCGGCACCUCUACCUGCAGGACGUGCUCACGCAGGUGGCCGAGGCGCCGGAGAGGUCCAGGGUGCCCGAGUUCACCUGUCACGUGGCCGGCUGCUGCCAGGUGUUUGCCGCCCUGGAGGACUACCAGCACCACUACCAUGUGAUGCACGGGAACGCCUGCUCCCUCUGCAGUCGUGCCUUCCCCUCCAGCCACUUGCUGGAGGCCCACAUCCUGGAGUGGCACGACUCACUCUUCCAGAUCCUGGCGGAGAGGCAGGACAUGUACCAGUGCUUGGUUGUAGGCUGCCCAGAGAAGUUCAAGACCAGCCAGGACCGGAAGGAUCACAUGGUGAGGCUUCACCUCUACCCUGCAGAUUUCCGGUUUGAUAAGCCCAAGACAAGCAGAGGUCCAGCUGUGUCAGGAGCUGAGGCAGGCCUGUCAGCCAGAACCCAGGAGGAUGGGGACGCCAUGGAAGUCUGCUCGGAACCCACUGUGCCGUCUCCCUGUAGGCGGUCCUACAGCCACAGGGUUCCUUCUACCAUCUGCUUUGGCCAGGGUGCAUCUCGAGGGUUUCAAAGCACCAAGAAGAGAAACAAACACCGCUGAUGGAUACGGAAAGAGAACGAGAACCAGGUGCCUGGGCAGACAGGUGGGAGACAGGACUCUGUGGGUAAUUGUAUCCACUGGAGCCUUUCUCUUGCUUCUCCUGUGACUGCUCUGGCAGACAUUUGCCACCUCCUUGUCUCUGUCCCUUCCCAAAUGAAACAGCAACUGUUACCAGAAGCAGCAGGGACUGCAGAUUCCAGAAAUGACUGGGAUGCACUAUGGGUAGUGACAUGGGAGAUGGCCUAAGAAUAUCCUUUUUAAACACAUAAAAUAAAUGUUUUU